AUGAGCACGCUCAUCCCCUGCAGAAGUCACGCCGGUGAAAGAAGGCACACACCGAGUGACGGAUCACGGGGGUGCUCACCGAGCAGCCGCCGCGGGGCUCAGGCGGAGCAACCACGGAUAACGGGCACCGUCCCGCUCCUCCCACGCGUCCCGCUCCGGCUCCCCCGCACACGGGGCCCCUCAGGGCCCGCAGCCGGGGCCGCCCCGCCGAGCCCGGGCCUCUCACCGCCCGGCACUGGAGCCCGAGCACGGGGAGGCCCCUCAGGGCCAGGGAAGCUCGGGUAUUUGCAACAGGAGAAACUUCUAGCUACCUGCCGUGAAUUUAUUUUGGAAAGCUCAGAUUUGAAAGAAUAUGCAGAGCACUGUACAGAGGAUGGGUUUAUUCCAGCCUGCUUGCUGUCUCUGUGUGGGAAAAACUUGACAACUAUUCUUAAUGAAUAUGUGGCCAUGAAAACAAAAGAAACAACAAAUGAAGUUCCAGCAAUGAUGUCAUCUCUGUGGAAAAAAUUAGACUAUACACUUUCUCAGAUCAGGAGCAUGCAGAAUUCCACAGGAUUUUCUGCUAAUCAAAGGACACGUACAAGAACUGGAAUUGUAGAAAUGAAAAGACAGAGGAUGCUUCAGCAAUCAGCUUCUGCAAACUCAGGAUUGUUGUCAGUAGUAGCCCAUCAGUCAGGGCCACAGAAUUCCCCUUCUGUUAUAUCUCCUCAAGUUAUUCACAGGCCAGCAAUAAAUCAAAGCACAUCACAGACAAGACUGAAUACGUUGUUUGUGCACCAGUCACAAACCCAAGAGAACAAGAUCAGCAGAGAUUUCAUACACAUUCAAGUUCCAGCAUCACAAGAACGAAAGCUUCAUUCAAACUUGCUUUCUCCAGGAAGACGAAAAAGUGAAUCUCAGAAGAGGAAAAGCAUUACAACCUCUGGACCUCUUUCAGCAACUAGAAAUUCUCAAGGCCCUGAAGAAGUAGUAAUAGAAAAGCAACUGGUUAUUGAAAAUGCCAGAGAGAAAAUCUUGAGCAACAAAUCUCUUCAGGAGAAGCUUGCUGAGAACAUUAACAAAAUUCUGGGCAGUGAUGGCAAUGUUGCUCAGGGCCCUAAGCAGACAGACAGUGGUCCCACGGAACAAGAGACUUCUAUUGAUGAAAUCCUUGGACUUCAGGGUGAAAUUCAUAUGUCAGAAGAGGCUAUACAAGACAUUCUAGAGCAGACAGAAUCAGAUCCAGCAUUUCAGGCACUCUUUGACUUGUUUGAUUAUGGAAAGAGCAAGGUAAACAAGAACUUACCUGAUGAUGUUUCUGGUCAGAGCGAAGUAGAAAAUGCAAUCCUGGUGGAUGAGGAUAACCUAGAAACACUUGAAAGUUCUUUAGGAACAGAAGAAACUAGUAGAUGUGAGAGUUCCAGAGAAUCACUGUCCUGUAAAGGUUUUCAGGUAGGAGAAGCAUCAUGUGCCUUGAAGACUAGCAUUAAUGAUGAUAUGGCUAAGAAAAAUACAACCAACGAACAGUUGCAUGGACAUUGUAGACCAAGGAAGCAGACUGAAGUACUUAAAACUGUUACCUCUGAACAUCUUGGAGAGCUUGAAAUCGCUUUUGAAUCUGUGCCUGGUUUGACUGAAGUGAACAAGAGACAGAGUUCUGAUGGGGAAUGUCAUGAACACCGUGGAGAUUCUUACAAACAAGAUUCCUCUGUGUUAGUAUCUGAAAGUGAAAGAGCAGUGGAGAUUGAAAAAGGCCCACUAAGUCAUAGUGCUCAAGGUAGUCCCAAUUUAGACUAUGUUCAUUCUGGUAGUCUGCAGAUUUCUUUGAUGUCACUGGCAGAAGGUACUGCAGCUAGUGAAAACAAAACACAUCCUGGAAGCAAAUGUCACUUAUCGCCAGAUACGUCACUGUCUGAAAAAACACUUCCUGAAAGCCCUUCUGGUGGGAGCUCCAGCCAAAGUGUACUGCUGAGAAAAAACAAUUCAUCAGUUUCUAGCCCAUCAGCAGUUUCAGGAAAAGAACAGGCCAUAACAAAGGAUACAGCUGCCUUAGCUGGUAUUUUAGAGGAGAAUUCCAGCCACCACUCUAACCGCCAGGAGCAGAGUGUGCAGCCAGACUGUGCAGAAAGAUCUGCAGUGAAGAUUUCAGAUCUUGACAAGUUGCAGCUUGAAGUUGUUGAUACUUCUAACAAAACAAAUGAUCAGCAUACACUUGAUAAGCCUUGUAAGAAAGAUUUUAACCUUGCUUCAGGACUGUCACAUUCAGAGGGACCACACCGGGAAAUGCAAGAACCUUCAUCUUCUACAAAAGUAGAUGCUGAUAAUAUGCAUUUUGCUUCUGGUGAUGAUGCGUGUACAGAAAUUUCUGUAGUAUCCACUGAGAAUAGUCUUUCUACAUCUGAAAUAAGCCACUCUCCUCUCCCAGAAACUGCAUCCUCAACAGAGGAGUCAGGUACAGAAGCCAAAAGUCUGAGUGGUGUAUCUUCUAGUAGUCAACCAAUGGAUGUUGAUCCUUCUAACAUAAUGUCCCUCAAGAUCAUCAUCAGUGAUGAUCCAUUUAUUUCAUCAGAAACAGAGUUAAAUAAUGCUGUUUCCAGUAUCACAGGAGAAAAUUUGCCAACUAUAAUAUUGUCUUCUCCAGCCAAAUCCCCAACCAAAAAUGCAGGCCUGUCCAAAUGUGUCACUUCAGAAGAUGCAGAAAAAAAUGUAGAUUCAUCUUUGGCAGAGCAGAAUCUUCUGGUGCUUAGACCUAAGGAUCCCGUGGUCACCUCAGUUAGCACUCCGAAUGAAGACUGCACUGUUUUUUCAGUUGCAGGUACCACUAAUCUUUCCAAGGAAGGGGGAUUUAUACAGUUGAUGCCAGCAACAAGCACAGCUUUUGGGAAUUCAAACAACCUUUAUAUAGCCACCUGUGUGACUGAUCCAGCUACCUUGGGCACAGCUGUGACACCUUCAAAUGUAGUUGUGUUGCCUGGCAAUUCUAUGCCACUUGCUGCCCAAGCUCCAGCUGUACAACAGUUACGGACUCCUCCGAGAACAACCAAUACAUUUGCAGCAAACCAGACUGUGUCCCCAAACUUCCCACAAGGUUCUGCCAUUAUAAUUGCAUCUCCAGUGCAACCUGUUUUGCAAGGAAUGGUGGGAAUGAUACCUCUCUCAGUAGUAGGACAAAAUGGAAAUACCUUCCCAGCACCUGCCCGCCAGGUUCUACAUAUGCCUGUGGCUAAUCCAGUGUGCAACAGAAGUGUCCCAAAACUUCCCAUCCCUCCCAAAUCACAAAAGAUUCCUGGAGGGAGAAACAAGGCUAAUACAGGAAAACCGGUACCAAGUGUAGCUGAGCCUCUCAACCACGCCAAUCCUCGAACUCAAAGGACUGCAAAUUCAGACAAGCUUAUCACUGCAGAACUAGGAAGGAAAGUGGAGGAGAACUUACCUGUUGCAUCAGUGGAGAGUACAAGCUCAAAUUCAAGACAAGGUGAAAGUCACAGGAGAGUGCUUUGCUUUGAUAACGUCCUACCUGCUCCAGGAGGAAACACUCAAAUUCAGACUCCUAAGAGUUUAUCCCAAAAAGAAAGAAAUGAAAAUACUUUAUUUGCUGUUGACUCUGCAUCAUCCUCUGCUAAAGCACAGCCAGCAAAAAGAGAGAAGGAUAAAACGUUGCCUAGAAUUCUAUGUAAGCCUGAAGUUGGUAGCAACAGAAGCACAUCUGCCAAGGAGCCCCAGCCUGAGCGGAAGGUGGCAACUGCAGGGCUUCCACUGGAUCCCUUCCACAAGGCCACAGCAAACAAAGAAAAUGAAUUACGAAGAGAUACUGAUGAGAAACAGAAGAACCAAGACACUGCCAAACUCUCAAAUGGCCAGCAAAGUGUUGGCUUAUGGAAUGAGAAGACAGUUGCUGCAGUGCAAGAGCUGAGCAAGAAGCAAGGGUCGCUGUCCAGUGGGACUGGGAAGUCGCCAGUGCCCACUCCCUUGGCUUCGAAGGAGGCAAAGCGAGAACCAGCCAAAGUUUCCAGCCAAGGCCUUUGCCUCUCGAGCCCAUUCACUAAACAAUGUGUGGAAAUGUUGCAAGACAUUCAGUGGCACAGCCCGACUAGUAAAAUGGGUGACAAUGGAGAACUGCCCGUGCCCCGCACGCCGUCCGGCGUCGGGGACAGACACACGGACGACACGACAGACAGCGUCCGGACACCUACCUGCCGGCGCUUCAACGAGGACAGCACCACCCCUAGAAUAAUGGUACCCCCUGCUACACCUGACCUGCCUGCCUGCAGCCCGGCCAGUGAAACAGGUAGUGAAAACAGUGUCAGCAUGGCUGCUCACACGCUGAUGAUACUGUCACGAGCAGCUAUUGCAAGGACUAGCACUGCAACCCCCCUGAAGGACAAUACUCAACAGUUCAGGUCUUUACGGAGCACAGUAAAGAAAAGGAAACUAGAGGACUUGAAUGAGGGUGAGAGAAAUUCUCGUUCUGCAAACAGAAAAGACCUUCAAAGUUCUCCAACAGCAUCAAAAAAGAAGAAAAUAAAGAAAAAGAAACUACCAAAUUCGUUUCCAGCAGGAAUGGACGUGGACAAGUUCUUGUUGUCAUUGCAUUAUGAUGAAUGA
Molecule: messenger RNA, 4584 nt
Organism: Chaetura pelagica (chimney swift)
Lineage: Eukaryota; Metazoa; Chordata; Aves; Apodiformes; Apodidae
Gene: NPAT
Product: nuclear protein, ataxia-telangiectasia locus
Exons: 19
Coding region: 1-4584 (1527 amino acids)
Cellular component (GO): nucleus
Molecular function (GO): transcription coregulator activity
Source: RefSeq, a predicted model, not a curated record